Messenger RNA from Ambispora leptoticha, 137 nucleotides. Lineage: Eukaryota; Fungi; Glomeromycota; Glomeromycetes; Archaeosporales; Ambisporaceae. The record is from the annotation of a GenBank genome assembly.
GAUUUUGCUAAUUUAACUACCGUAGGAGAACUUAAUAAAAUGAUUAAUGAUCUUUUAGAAAUAAUUCUCAAAGGAGCAAUUUAUGCUGAUAUGCAUGACCGAUUUGCUAAACAAUUAAGUAUUACUGCUCAUAAAAA